GUUAAUCGUGCUUUCUCAAAGUGAAAAACCAUUAACUUGGCACACAUAAGUGAGCCCUUACACUCAAGUGUUUCUGAAAAUAAAUUAAGUAUUGUAGUCCAUACCAGGGAUGCCUUUGCAGAUGGCUGGUAUAGGGGAUAGGGAUUGCCAGCUGAUCCCAUUGGAGUAACAUUGUGUAGCUCUAAUGAAAAGACACACCGUGUGUAGAGGUGGGUAGCCACUUACUGCAGUAAGGCAUCCUGAGUUUAGAUGCUUUUUACAUGCCAGAUGCGUGUGUACUUGCCAGUAUGAAAAAGUUGUUCUUUUGCUUUCCCCCCUUUCCAGAAUUCAGGAAUUGAAAAGGCAUUUUUGUUUGACGUAGUCAGUAAAAUCUACAUCGCCACAGACAGUUCUCCUGUGGACAUGCAAUCUUAUGAGCUGUGCUGUGACAUGAUAGAUGUGGUCAUAGAUGUUUCUUGUAUUUAUGGUCUAAAAGAAGAUGGCAGUGGAAGUGCCUAUGACAAAGAGUCAAUGGCAAUUAUUAAACUCAACAACACAACAGUCCUCUAUCUGAAGGAGGUAACAAAGUUUCUUGCACUGGUUUGCAUUCUAAGGGAAGAAAGUUUUGAACGCAAAGGUUUGAUUGAUUACAAUUUCCACUGUUUCCGCAAAGCCACCCAUGAAGUUUUUGAAGUUGGUGUGAACUCCCAAAGAAUAGGCAGCCUACAAGAAAUUACACCAAACCUGAAAGCAGUGACUCACAAUGGCACACCUAGGAAUGCAGUGUAGGAAGAAGUCAGACAGGCCUCUCUGUACCAACCCUGUCCUCAGUCCAAAGCCACAGACAGACGCAGCCUUUUGCAAGAGUGCAAACUAUUAAUGGAAGUACAAAUCUGUUAAAGUGGUGCUCAUUCAGUGAAACGAAGCACCAUGAAAACUGCUUUGGAUCAUUGUGAACUGUGUAACAAAAAAAAAAAAAAUAACUUUAAAGGCCUUACUACUGUAAAUCACUAUCUAAGGAGUCUAAGGAGUAUACCAUGUGCAGGUCAAACAGCAAAGACCCUUUCAUCUGAGAAUAAAUGACCGGUUCUGUUU
Messenger RNA from Polyodon spathula (Mississippi paddlefish), 1074 nucleotides. Its product is annotated as ras-related GTP-binding protein C-like. The coding region runs from base 403 to 768 and encodes 121 amino acids. Gene Ontology annotation, molecular function: GTP binding; GTPase activity. The record is from RefSeq and is a predicted model, not a curated record. The transcript has 3 exons. NCBI's taxonomy places the organism in Eukaryota, Metazoa, Chordata, Actinopteri, Acipenseriformes, Polyodontidae. Gene Ontology annotation, biological process: cellular response to amino acid stimulus; positive regulation of TOR signaling; regulation of autophagy. Gene Ontology annotation, cellular component: Gtr1-Gtr2 GTPase complex; nucleus; lysosome.